Neurospora tetraspora is the source of this 1805-nucleotide messenger RNA. RefSeq lists its product as uncharacterized. The transcript has 3 exons. The coding region runs from base 191 to 1441 and encodes 416 amino acids. NCBI's taxonomy places the organism in Eukaryota, Fungi, Ascomycota, Sordariomycetes, Sordariales, Sordariaceae. Gene Ontology annotation, biological process: pyrimidine nucleotide-sugar transmembrane transport. Gene Ontology annotation, cellular component: intracellular membrane-bounded organelle; Golgi membrane. The record is from RefSeq and is a predicted model, not a curated record. Gene Ontology annotation, molecular function: pyrimidine nucleotide-sugar transmembrane transporter activity.
UUAUCAGUCCUGGCAUCAUAUCACUUGAUCAACCUCCCGUCUCCCCGAUCAUCCCUCCGUCAACCGGUCAUCCGUCCGUAGGUUGACUUCGACCUUUCCAUUCCUUCCUUAAGCUUCGCCAGUUCAAACUUUCUCCCGGACACAACAAUUCACCAAACCUGAGUUGAAGGGAGAGAGAGCCACCGACACGAUGACUUCGAUAAUACCCGCCCGGGCCAUCAUCCCCUUCCUGGUGGGAAUGAUGUUGCUUACAGGAGUGUGCAAUACGCUCUUGACCAAGUACCAGGACAACCAAUGCGUUCGCAACUGCGACGACCCCGACCCGCUUAAGCGGAAGCACUUCGAGCAGCCCGUCAUCCAGACCCUCCAGAUGUUCGUCGGCGAGAUGGGCUGUUGGCUCGUCGUAGGCAUCAUGUCUCUCUGGAGCCGCUACGUUUCCAAAUCCACCACCUACGAGCGCAUCAACAACCGGGCGGCCGAUGACGAGGAUACCACCAUCCCCGACGACGCCAGCAUCCGCUCCCACACCCCUCUCACCGACUCGCCCGCAUCUUCCAAGUACGACGGCCCCUCGAUCCUCCGCGGCUGGCGCGUCGUGCUGCUCUCGCUCCCCGCCAUCUGCGACAUCUGCGGCACCACCCUCAUGAACGCCGGCCUGCUGCUCGUGGCGGCCUCCAUCUACCAGAUGACGCGCGGCGCCCUGGUGCUCUUCGUCGGCGUCUUCAGCGUCGUUUUCUUGCGCCGCAAGCUGUACGCCUUCCAGUGGCUGUCGCUGGUGGGAGUCAUGGUCGGCGUGGCGCUCGUGGGACUGGCUGGUGCGAUUCAGCCGGAUCAGAAACAUCCUAGUGCGACUGCGGUUGCGGAUGUGGGCGCCGACGCCCUCAAGGUGAUCAUUGGCGUGUUGAUGAUUGCGGGCGCACAGAUCUUUACUGCUACGCAGUUUGUGCUGGAGGAGUACAUCCUGGAGCGGUCCACGAUCGAGCCAAUCCGUGUUGUCGGGUGGGAGGGCCUCUUUGGCUUUACGGUCACGCUCUUGGGCAUGGUGAUCUUGCACUUUGCCAUUGGCCGGACCGAGGCAGGUCGGUAUGGACCGUUCGAUAUGGUUGAGGGGUGGAGGCAGUUUUGGGAGUACAAGUCUGUCUUCAUCUCGAGCAUUUUGAUUAUGAUUAGCAUUGGUGGCUUCAACUUCUUCGGUCUCUCCGUAACCCGCAGCGUGAGCGCCACCUCCCGCUCCACCAUCGACACGUGCCGCACGCUCUUCAUCUGGAUCGUCUCGCUCGGCCUCGGCUGGGAGACGUUCAAGUGGCUCCAAGUCGUCGGCUUCGGCCUGCUCGUCUACUUUACUUUCCUGUUCAACGGCAUCGUCGAGCCGCCGUUCGAAUUCCUCCGCGUCAGCCAGGUGGAGGAGUUGUUGCCUGAGGAGCCUAUUGAACAUAACUAGGUGAACUGGACUAUAGGGUGGGAUACUGUAACAUUCAUACACGGUGUUAUAUGAACGGUAAACAGGGACAUAGUCUGUACUGGUUUUAUGUAGUCUUUUUGGGUAUUUAGUUUGACUUCUCAGUUUGGGUAAGACGGGUAUCACUAGUGUCACUUGUCAUAGGACAUGCUGCUCGAUGGUCAGGGUCGAUAUCAGGUGGUGGGUGAGGUUAGGGACGUAAGGCGUUCAAUAGGUUGGUUUCGGACAGAUGACAAAGGGUCACGAUGGGGGUUCACUUCUGCAGCGAUAGCAUAUAUACACAUAUACAGGUGAUGUAUCAUACAUCACCUUUCAGGCAAAUGAACAAGACAUGUUGAUACUCUAC